Molecule: messenger RNA, 5171 nt
Organism: Megalobrama amblycephala (Wuchang bream)
Lineage: Eukaryota; Metazoa; Chordata; Actinopteri; Cypriniformes; Xenocyprididae
Product: glutamate receptor ionotropic, kainate 5
Exons: 19
Coding region: 1-3237 (1078 amino acids)
Biological process (GO): monoatomic ion transport; synaptic transmission, glutamatergic; modulation of chemical synaptic transmission
Cellular component (GO): plasma membrane; presynaptic membrane; kainate selective glutamate receptor complex
Molecular function (GO): kainate selective glutamate receptor activity; transmitter-gated monoatomic ion channel activity involved in regulation of postsynaptic membrane potential
Source: RefSeq, a predicted model, not a curated record
AUGCCGGCUCUGCCAGCGCUGCUGCUGUCGAUUCACCUCCUCUUCCUCUUCCUGCUGUUGCUGCUGCUGACCAUGGCCCCGUCCUCUCACAGCCAGACACCCGCUCUCUCAGCUGUCAGGAUGGCUGCUAUUUUAGAUGAUCAGUCAGCAUGUGGACGUGGAGAGCGGUUGGCAUUGGCUUUGGCCCGAGAGAACAUCAACAGUGCGAUGGAGGGCCCGGCACGAGCACGUGUGGAGGUCGACAUCUUUGAGCUGCAGAGAGACUCUCAAUACGAGACUACAGACACAAUGUGUCAGAUCUUGCCAAAGGGAGUGGUCUCUGUCAUUGGUCCUGCUUCUAGUCCUGCUUCUGGAUCCACUGUCAGUCAUAUAUGUGGGGAAAAAGAGAUCCCUCACAUCAAGAUUGGUCCAGAGGAGACGCCACGCUUGCCAUAUCUGCGCUUUGCCUCAGUGACGCUGUAUCCUAGCAACGAGGACUUAAGCUUGGCCAUCGGUGCCAUUCUGCGCUCUUUCAGUUACCCGACGGCCAGCCUGAUCUGUGCCAAAGCAGAGUGCCUGCUGCGAUUGGAGGAGCUUGUGCGUCACUUCCUCAUAUCCCGGGAAACACUCUCAGUCAGAAUGCUUGAUGAAAACUUGGACCCCACCCCCUUGCUGAAGGAAAUCCGUGAUGACAAAGUUGCGACUAUUAUCAUUGACGCUAAUGCAUCAGUGUCAAUACUUAUAUUAAAGAAGGCCUCAGAAUUAGGCAUGACAUCAGCCUUCUACAAAUAUAUUCUCACCACAAUGGAUUUCCCUCUGUUGAGGUUGGAUGAUGUUGUAGAUGAUCAGUCAAAUAUCGUUGGCUUCUCCAUGUUGAACAGCAGUCAUCCUUUUUACCUGGAGUUCAUCAGAAGCUUAAACCUGUCAUGGAGGGAAGGUUGUGACCUCAGCCCAUACCCUGGUCCAGCGUUGUCAUCUGCGCUGAUGUUCGAUGCAGUGCAUGUGGUGGUCGGAGCAGUGCGAGAGCUGAACCGCAGUCAGGAGAUUGGAGUGAAGCCUCUGAGCUGCACUUCCUCACUCAUCUGGCAGCACGGCACCAGUCUCAUGAACUACCUGCGCAUGGUAGAGUAUGAUGGCUUAACGGGCCACGUGGAGUUUAACAGCAAGGGCCAGAGGACCAAUUACACGCUGCGUAUUCUUGAGAAAUUCAAGGGGGGUCACAAAGAGAUUGGUGUCUGGUACUCCAAUAACACAUUGGCUAUGAACUCCACGUCUUUAGACAUCAACACGUCUGAGACGUUAGCCAAUAAGACACUCACCGUCACCACAAUACUGGAGAAUCCAUACGUGAUGCGCAAGGCAAACUACCAGGACUUCCAGGGUAACGAUCAGUAUGAGGGAUUCUGUGUGGAUAUGCUGCGGGAGCUGGCAGACAUACUGAAGUUUUCAUUCCGGAUCAAGCUGGUGGAUGACGGCCUGUAUGGAGCUCCAGAGCCUAAUGGGUCAUGGACUGGCAUGGUGGGAGAAUUAAUCAACAGGAAAGCAGAUCUGGCAGUGGCUGGAUUUACAAUCACAUCAGAGAGGGAAAAGGUCAUAGAUUUCUCCAAACCUUUCAUGAACCUUGGAAUCAGUAUCCUAUACCGCGUCCACAUAGGCAGGAAGCCAGGUUAUUUCUCCUUCUUGGAUCCGUUUUCACCAGCUGUCUGGCUCUUUAUGCUUUUAGCCUAUCUGGCCGUUAGCUGUGUACUCUUCCUGGCUGCCAGGCUGAGUCCAUAUGAGUGGUACAACCCCUUCCCAUGUUGGCGGGAACGCAAGGACCUCCUGGAGAAUCAGUACACACUAGGGAACAGCCUGUGGUUUCCGAUCGGUGGUUUCAUGCAGCAGGGUUCAGAGAUCAUGCCCCGGGCCCUGUCCACACGCUGUGUCAGUGGUGUUUGGUGGGCAUUCACGCUGAUCAUCAUUUCCUCCUACACGGCAAACCUUGCAGCUUUUCUGACGGUCCAGAGGAUGGAGGUGCCAAUCGAAUCUGCUGAUGACUUGGCAGAUCAGACAAAUAUCCAGUAUGGGACUAUUCAAGGAGGAAGUACUAUGACCUUCUUCAUGAACUCGCGCUACCAGACAUACCAGCGCAUGUGGAAUUACAUGUACUCCAAGCAGCCCAGUGUGUUCGUGAAGAGCACAGAGGAGGGCAUAGCGCGGGUUUUAAACUCCAAAUACGCCUUUCUUCUGGAGAGCACCAUGAACGAGUACCACCGACGCCUCAACUGCAACCUCACUCAGAUAGGAGGCCUGUUGGACACCAAGGGCUACGGCAUCGGCAUGCCUCUGGGUUCACCAUUCAGAGAUGAGAUCACGUUAGGUGUGCUCCAGCUGCAAGAGAAUAACAGAUUAGAAAUCCUAAAGCGUCGAUGGUGGGAGGGGGGGAAGUGUCCUAAAGAAGAAGACCAUCGAGCCAAAGGUCUAGGUAUGGAGAAUAUCGGCGGGAUAUUCGUGGUUCUGAUAUGUGGGCUCAUAAUAGCUGUUUUUGUAGCCAUUAUGGAGUUUGUGUGGUCCACGCGCCGGUCAGCCGAGACAGAUGAGGUACGCCCUCACUCCCGUACUGGGUACUGCCCCGCCCGAAACCACAGACAUGCACGAGUGUCAGUAUGUCAGGAAAUGAUGACUGAAUUCAGGAACGUUAUCUCCUGUAAAAAGAACUCUCGAUUGCGGCGGCGCCGACCCCUCUCGUCGCAGGGCGUCCUUCGGCACCCAGCCCGUCUCCCUUUAGGAGCUCCCCGGCCCAUACGGCUUGUGCGGGAGAUGCGUCUUAGCAACGGCAAACUCUACAGUGGGACGGGGCCGUUAACCGGUGCCGCAGCAGGACCAGGACCAGGACCUGGUGGGGGCUCUGCGGAAAUGGGCCCUGGCCCUCAGCGACUGCUGGAGGACCCUCUCAGUGCCAACGUCCCAAGCAGCACACCCGCUCUGGUCCCCACAGCGGUGCCCCGCGGCUGCACGCAUGUGCGGGUGUGCCAGGAGUGCCGGCGGAUCCAGAGCCUUCGCUCCACGUCCUCUUGUUCACGCAUCUCGCCACUGGCCUCCGCCACAUCAUCUCUCCCACGUUUGCCGCCGCCGCCACCCCUCUCUGCCUCCAAUACAAACACCGACAGCGAGGGUGGGAGCUCAGGCAGCCCACGCAGAGCCAAACCCGCACCCCCUCCGAGACCGGUGCCACCCACUAAAACUCCUUCUACUGAUCUCCUCUGCAAGCAGGACUGAGACCGGCUUUUGUCUGGACAAUAAUUAAUGUAAAUGAGUGCUGGAGGACAGAUGGAAUGACUCUACCCACACCUCCAGUCAAAGUGACCUCUGGGAUACUGCAAAUAAAGGCCAUUUUUGGAUGCAAAAUUACAUUAAUGGGCACUGAGUGAGAGAAAGAUGAUUCAGCCAUCCGCUUCCUUUCCAAGUGUCUGGUUUAACACCACGUCAUUCAGUGGCACACAGAGAGCCAGUGAGGUUUGGCAUACUGUUGAGACUAUGUAAUGCAUAUCCCAAGAAAGUAUGCUAUGCAACAUGUCAUAAAGGGAAACAUGGAGGGAAACUAUAAGGACGGCUAUCAGUUUUGCAUAGAAGUACAGAUCUUCUCCAUGAUUUGCAAUGGGGGACUACACUCCUGUGAGAGGACGAUGGAGUCUGUACCUAAAAUGUGUGCACGUUGAACUGAAAUGACUUAGGUGCAAAUUCAUUUUUUUUCUUUCUUUAAAUAAGGGGGAAGGGUUACAAUUCAUUUUUAUUCCUGAAUUUCACUUCAUUGGUUUCCUUUCUAGCUGUUUUCUUUGGUUUCAUUCUUUUAAUCCUUUUUUUAAAAAUAGGAUAUCCUGUUUUUUCCCUCUUGUUAAUUUCUCUAAGGAGUAUAUGGAUUUUUGUAAGUUUUGAUGGGUCGGGAAUUGGAUUUUCUGUUCUUCAACCUCUAAGAUUACUCACCUGGUUUCAGUCUCUCAUCUUCUGUCUUAUUUAAUUAAAACACCAGCUGUUAAAGGUUAAAAUCAACAUGAAACGGUAUUAAAUAAAAACAGUUUACUUCCAUAAUGUAAUGCAUUUCCAGGGUGGAUCACGCAAAGUGAGCGUUUCAGACCUGAAUGUCAGUGGAAUGUGGAGGUCAAGUUCACCCUUGAGACCAUCUCAGCAAAUCCCAGUGGUAACAUUGCCUUUUCAAUUCUAUAGUUAUUUACUAUUUUUGCCAUAACUUUUAUUGUAACGUAAACCGGCAUUAAAUUGCUGCGUUAACUAAUGGCAAGACUUUAGAAAGGCUGCGUUAUUGUACCUAGUACGGUAGUCUACAAUAAUGCCAGUUUGGCUAUUGGUUAACAUUAACUAAUAGCCCGCACAGAUGCUGUCAGCCGAACAGGAAAGUCAUUUCAGAAAUGAGAAAGUUACAUUUAUAUCAAAAGUUAUAAUAUUCAAGCAAUUUUUUUCCCUUUAGAAUAACGUGCACUGGUGAAUCGUUCACAAUAAGACCAAGAAUGUGUGUUGGGAAACUAAAUAGGAUCGGUUUUGAUUUCAUGUUGAUUUUAACAAGCUCCCCAUCGAUAUUUGCAACUCGUAAGUACACAGAGAAAUAUUUCUCAUCCCUGGAACAAGGACAACAACAACAAGACAAGACAGAAAACCCUUUAUGAACCUGAAGGGGCAUUUAUCUGAUUAUGUGAGAGGACAAUUAAUGAUGUUUUUCAUUACAGAACUAAAUGAGCCUCUAUCAUGAAUGGUUUUUUGAAGUGCACUAGAAGUUGCUGUCUGGGUGCUUGUGAGAUGCCAAUAUCCAUUUAUAUCCAAAGUGUAAACAUAGCAGCCCUGUUUAGAAUCUGCAGCAUUAUAACAUUUGUAUGUUGGUGCUUUAUGAUUGUAUGUGUGAGUGAGUGAGUGUGUGUGUGUGUGUGUGUGUGUGUGUGUGUGUGUGUGUGUGGGUGUGUGUCAAAGAGAGAUGAAAAUAUGAUAGUCAUUUUUUAAUUCAAAGCUGAUUUUUUUUCUCAUUAAUUUUCAAAGAUUUCUAUACCAGUGCUUGAAGAAUCACACCCACGAUUAAGCAAACGAUUCAGAUUGUAUUGUUAUUAAUAUUCCAAUAAAACUGUGGGGUUAUGUAGGAGGGCUGUUACCCUCUUUCGUUAAAUAUAUAGACACAUGUUUGGAAUAAAACAGAGUGAUUCAAACUGUGA